GAGCCAGUUCGCCGGCAGACUCGGCCGCAGGUAGCCGCGGCGCGCAUUUUCUCGUGACGGCCUGAAGAGGGUAGAGGAGGGGGGAGGAUAGAUAAUACACGCACGAGGCAUGGACGAACACCUCGGAUUCUCCUGAACAGCCAGAACAGCUGUCCGCGCCGGUUCGAGUGUGUGUGCGAGUGCGUGGUGUUCCACUCCCGGGUGUCGGUUCCCGCCAAUUUUUUAUUUUUUUUUUCAAGAGAAGGCGCGUCGGACGCCGAGCCUGGGAUAAAAAAAAUCGCAGCGAUGAAGAGCUUCAAGACUCUGGUGUUCCUCGCUGUGGCGACUGUCGCCUGCGGUCACUACCACCAGCCAGAACAACAACAACAACAACAACAACAACAACAACAACAACAACAACAACAACAACAGCGCUACCACGGCCAUCACCACAGAGGCUUCCGCUACCGCGUCGUGACGUCUUCUUCUUCUUCGGCGGCGGCGGCGGCGGGGGAGUCUUCAGCGGCGGCGGUUGCGGCAUCUUCAGCGUCUUCCUCGGAGGCGUCAAGCGACGCCAGGGCGGUGGUGUACAUCAGCAAGAUGAAGCCCGGGAGACACGUGUGCUCGCACCACAAGGAUGUCUCCCAGACUGUGGCCAGGCGGCAGCCGUACAGCAAGCGCUCCUACAAGACCUACACGCAGCCCUGUGAGAACAACCAAGUGUGCCACGCAGUCAGGGCGGUGUACCACACGGCGUACAGGACUGUGUACGACACGCAGCCGACCCGACAGACGUCCUACCACUGCUGUCCCGGCUGGACGCAGCUCAGCAAGUUCAACACGGGCUGCAUGAUAGCAGCCGUCUGCGCGGUGACAUGCGGUAAUGGGGGAUCAUGCGUCAAGCCAGACACCUGUGCCUGUCCGCCGGGAUACACUGGCGCCUCCUGUGAGACAGACAUCGACGAGUGCGAGAGCAAGCCGUGCGACCAGAAGUGCAGCAACACCCCGGGCAGCUUCCAGUGCCACUGCAGGGAGGGCUUCACCUUACUGGCCGACGGCCGGUCCUGUCGCAGCGAAGGCAGGAUAGCAACUGAAGCCAAAGAUCUCAAUGAAGUGGAAAUUUUGGCCAAACGAGUUCAGAAACUUGAACAGGAGACAGACACAGAAACAUCGUCCGAAACAGUCUCAGAACUGCACAAGAAGAUAGAAACGAUCACAGACAGAGUUCGGAUUCUCAAGAACCAACUGAACAGUAUUGUGCGGGAACAAGAUGAGCAGAGGCGGAUGCUGGAGCUGUGGAGACGCUCGGAGCCCGCGAUACAGCGCAUCUCGCCGCUGUGCAAGCAGGUGUCCGUCAUCCAAGAGCGCCUGGACCAGUGUCAUUGCAGAAGCAGUUAUUGGGACACGAUAAUUUCCUAGCAUCCAACAAGAAAACAAAUUUAUUAAAAAGCACAUUACUGCCAUUCCUUAAGUGAAAAAAAAAGUGUUUUUUUACAGAGUGAGUAAUCAAAUCGUGUAAACUAAUAAUAAUGCAGGUAAAUUAUUGUAUUGCCCUAAUGUGGUAUGAAAAUCAUUUGUAGGAUAUGGUUUCAAAAAAAAUUGCAAGUUGCGGUAGAGGCGAGAGAAAGACGAUAAAAAAUUCCGUGUGGAAUUACGUUCACGCGCAAGUGAAGAACUUUAAACACUUAACAGUCUUAAAUUGUGUAACCAAAAAAAUAUUGUAAAAUAGGAAAUUUAUUCUAUUAGUAUAUUAGGUGAUAAGUAGUCUUGCAGUGAUGGGUAGUCCUCAUUUAGUAAAAUACGGCCAGGUAAAAAAAAAACAAACACCCAGGCUGGCCAAAAAAAUUUAUUUAAAAAAAAAAAAUAGAAAA
This is a messenger RNA of Bacillus rossius redtenbacheri, 1850 nucleotides long. It is a transcript of the gene slow, whose product is annotated as epidermal growth factor-like protein 7. Bases 286 to 1398 code for a protein of 370 amino acids. The record is from RefSeq and is a predicted model, not a curated record. Gene Ontology annotation, cellular component: extracellular region; cell surface. Gene Ontology annotation, molecular function: calcium ion binding; signaling receptor binding. The transcript has 10 exons. NCBI's taxonomy places the organism in Eukaryota, Metazoa, Arthropoda, Insecta, Phasmatodea, Bacillidae. Gene Ontology annotation, biological process: anatomical structure development.